Colletotrichum higginsianum IMI 349063 is the source of this 501-nucleotide messenger RNA. RefSeq lists its product as uncharacterized. The record is from RefSeq and is a predicted model, not a curated record. Lineage: Eukaryota; Fungi; Ascomycota; Sordariomycetes; Glomerellales; Glomerellaceae. The transcript has 2 exons. Bases 1 to 501 code for a protein of 166 amino acids.
AUGGAUUUUCUGUGGAUGCGAGGCAACCAGGAGAGCACGUACCACAUCCAGCGCCACAUGUUCCAGAUUAGGUUAAGUGGAUAUAAUGGGUCUAUGACAGGGGACCAGGGCAGACGUCAGCAGCGUGGAUACGAACCCCUUCCGCCCAACCCGUGGAACCUUUGCUUUCAUCACCUACCUACGCUACUCCGUACAUGUAGCAUUUACCUAUCUAUUUGCUUACCUUGGCAGUUCACCUCUCCAAGCUCCUAUCCAAUUCAAGACCUACGCCGCAGAUACUCUACCGCCUUCUCUCCGCCUCUGAGAAAGCAGCCAUACCCAGCCAGAACGGACACGGCAACGUCUAGUGCGCCCUCCCCCAGUUGCUCGGGAGACACGCCGUUGGAAGUCUUCACCCGUUCCCAGCAGCGCGGUAGCGACCUUGUCCAUUGCCGACAGGCAACGGAACCAUCAAAUGACCAGCCAACGUCGUAUCGCAGCAUCCCAGCCUGUCAGCCUUAA